CUGUUUCUCAUGUCGCUAAAUUUGAACCUGAUGUUUUUGCUAAUAAUGGACUUCUUAUGUGUUAUUAUUGUAGCAAAAGUAUUAGUUUUGAAAAUAGAAUUUCUGUUACCUCUCAUCUUGCUUCAAAAUCCCAUAAAACUAAGCAUGAACGAUAUCUUAAAAAUAAUCAAAUAGACAAACAAUAA
Molecule: messenger RNA, 185 nt
Organism: Cetraspora pellucida
Lineage: Eukaryota; Fungi; Glomeromycota; Glomeromycetes; Diversisporales; Gigasporaceae
Source: the annotation of a GenBank genome assembly